CACACUUCUGCUCUGCUCUCCACACUCAAAACACAUUCCUCAAAAACAACAAAUGGAGUUCUCAAAGCUAGUAGUAUUCUUGGUUUUGGUUUUGACAACACCUGUGUUGGGCGCACCUGGGAACUCGAAUCUGUUCCGGGAAUACAUAGGUGCAGAGUUCAACAACGUUAAAUUCUCCGACGUGCCGGUAAACCCAAACGUGGAGUUUCACUUCAUUCUCUCCUUCGCCAUUGACUACACAACCUCUUCUUCCCCUUCUCCCACGAAUGGGAAGUUCAACGUUUUCUGGGACUCCGAAAAUCUCUCCCCGGCCCACGUCUCCGCCGUCAAAUCCCAAAACUCCAACGUGAAAGUGGCGGUGAGCUUAGGCGGCGACAGCGUCGGCGGCGGCAGCGCCUACUUCACCCCUUCUUCGAUCGAUUCGUGGGUCUCAAACGCCGUGUCUUCCCUCACCGACAUAAUCCAGCGCUACAACCUCGACGGGAUCGACAUCGACUACGAGCACUUCAAAUCCGACCCGCAGACGUUCGCGGAGUGCAUAGGGCGUUUGAUCACGAUCAUGAAGAAAAACAACGUGAUUUCCUUCGCGUCCAUCGCGCCGUACGCGGACGGUGAUGUCCAGAGCCACUAUCUUGCUCUGUGGAAAGGCUACGGCCACGCUAUAGACUACGUGAAUUUCCAAUUCUACGCGUACGAUGAGGGCACCACCGUGUCUCAGUUCAUGGACUAUUUCUCGACGCAGAGUGAUAACUACGGUGGUGGCAGAGUGUUGGCCAGCUUCAUCACCGGCGGGAGCGGCGGAUUGUCGCCGGAAAACGGGUUCUUUACCGCUUGCAGCAGGCUCAAGAGUGAGGGGAAACUCCAUGGGAUAUUUGUGUGGUGCGCUGAUGAUUCACAAUCAAAUGGGUUCAAGUACGAGAAGCAGUCCCAAGCUCUGCUAGCCAUUUCCCACUAGAAUUAUUAUAUUAUCGAUCUCUUCCCCCUAUAUAUAGUGUGUGUCUACUUUUCUUUUCCUGAUAUACUGUACUUGGAAUAUUUGUAAUAUUGUACUGGGUUUGAUAUUUUGCAGUUUAAUGUUUGGAUCUGAAACUUUAAAUAAAAACAGUCAUUAACCAUAAUGGGAAGGUUUUUAA
Ipomoea triloba (trilobed morning glory) is the source of this 1133-nucleotide messenger RNA. RefSeq names its product chitinase 2-like. The transcript has a single exon. Lineage: Eukaryota; Viridiplantae; Streptophyta; Magnoliopsida; Solanales; Convolvulaceae. Gene Ontology annotation, biological process: carbohydrate metabolic process. Bases 53 to 955 code for a protein of 300 amino acids. The record is from RefSeq and is a predicted model, not a curated record. Gene Ontology annotation, molecular function: hydrolase activity, hydrolyzing O-glycosyl compounds.